Molecule: messenger RNA, 1855 nt
Organism: Aegilops tauschii subsp. strangulata
Lineage: Eukaryota; Viridiplantae; Streptophyta; Magnoliopsida; Poales; Poaceae
Product: cytochrome P450 71A4
Molecular function (GO): monooxygenase activity; oxidoreductase activity, acting on paired donors, with incorporation or reduction of molecular oxygen; iron ion binding
Source: RefSeq, a predicted model, not a curated record
UACACAUACACACACACUACCGAUCGACGUACGUAGAGGACGAUCGAAGAAAACCAUGGAAGAUACUACUACCAUGUUGGUUUUCUUAUUAUUGCCCGCCCUCACCAUCCUGUGCACGCUACUCCUCCGUGCAGCUAUCUCGAAGGAGCACGCCACCAGCUGCAGUAGCGAUGCCGUCGACGUUCCUGUGCCGCCACCUUCCCCUUGGCGACUCCCUCUAGUAGGUAACCUACACCAGCUCGCCGGCCGGCGGCUGCUCCCGCACCGCUCCCUGGCCAGCCUCGCCGCCGCUCACGGCCCCGUCAUGCUCCUCCGUCUGGGCCAAGUCCGAGCCGUCGUCGUGUCGUCCGCCGCCGCAGCGCGGGAGGUGAUGCAGACGCAUGACCGCGUCUUCGCCAGCCGCCCGUCGCUCGCCGUCCCAGGGAAGCUCUUCUACGGCUGCACGGACAUCGCCUUCGCUCCCCACGGCCCAUACUGGGUCCACGCCCGCAAGAUGAGCGUGCUCCACCUCCUGAGCCCCGCGAGGGUGCGCGCCUACCGCGCCGUCCGGGAGGAGGAGGUGCAGGCGUUGGUGCAAAUGGUACACGUACAGAGAUUGUCCUGUGGUGGCGGCGUCGUGCGCCUGAGUGAGCUCCUCGCCGGCUUCGCCAAGGACGUGACCGGGCGGAUCGUGUUCGGGGCGAGCCCGAGCACUGCCGAGGGGUGGGGAGCCAAGGUAGACACGCUGCUGGAGGAGGGCAACGCGUUGCUCGGCACCUUCCACGUCCAGGAUUGCUUCCCGGGGCUUGCCUGGCUCGGCCUCGGCGGACUGGACAACAAGGUGAGGAAGGCCUUCGAGAGGAUCGAUCCGAUUCUUGAGGAGAUACUGGAGGUCGCGGGUAGACAAUUGUUGUCACCGCAGCAGGAUACUCCUACGACUACGAGUGGCAGCACGUUUGUGCAUGUGAUGUUGUCACUCGAUAAUAUCUCGGGCGGGUCAGCAGCAUGGCGCUUCAGCAGGGACAACGUCAAGGCUAUCUUAAUGGAUCUUUUCGGGGCAGGGACAGAAGCAACCAUCGUCGUCCUUGAAUGGGUUAUGGCGGAGCUGGUUCGCAACAAGGGAGCCAUGGAAAGAUUACAACACGAGCUAAGGAAAUCGUUAAUCUCAGACUCCGAUAUGAUUACCGAGCAUGAUUUACAAGGGAUGGUUUACCUCAAAGCGGUGAUAAAAGAGACGAUUCGGCUGCACCCUCCCGGGCCUCUCCUGCUCCCUCACGAGGCCAUGGAGUCCACCAGGAUCCAGCAGUACCACAUCCCGAGGAAGACCAUGGUGAUCAUCAACGCGUGGGCCAUCGGUAGGGACCCACAUACCUGGGAGUCACCCAUGGAGUUCCGGCCAGAGAGGUUCAUCGGUAGUGAGGUCAGCUUUCGGGGUAGGCAUUUCCAGCUCAUACCGUUUGGCUCUGGAAGAAGGAUGUGCCCUGGAAUCAACUUCACCAUGUCCAUUUUGGAGAUUGCGAUAGCGAACCUCGUCGGCCGGUUCAACUGGGCGCUGCGGGAGGGAGAGACAGAGUUAGACAUGGAAGAGACGCCUGGGGUGGCCUCAAGGAAGAGGGUUCCCCUCUGCGUCAUAGCUAGACCGUGGCCAUAGGGAAUAUAUAUUUGACUUCCUUCUUAUCAAUUGUAGCACCCGGUUGAGCAAAUAAAUAUCUAGUAAUGGUGUCUUUCUUUCUUACCAAAAAUUGUAGCAAGAUGCUCAACUUUAGGCAGAGUGGCCAAGCAGGGCAGCGGAGCCUUGCGCGGCCGCUCACGGAGACCUGUCCCAGGGCCGGUCCUGAGAUUUCGGGACCCAGGGCAAGAUAAUACCAAGAUGUCG